GAGUUCCAUAAGUAUCCAUCCAGGAUCCCGCGGGAAUGAAGUGCAACUGAUCACCUUAGAACCCUCAGAGAGGAAACCAACAUGUCGAUGGGGUUCCAUUCUCGCUCUAAAAUUUUCUCCACUUUUCUCCUACUCUCUCUCUUCCAUUUUGCUCACUCCAAAAAACCCAACAUUCUGUUACACUCUGCCUACUCUCAGCUUAAGAACAAUGGCUUUCCCUCGGGUCUUUUGCCUGCAAAUGUUCUUGAUUACAGUUUGAACCAGACAUCUGGUGAUUUCUCUGUUAAGCUUGGAAACCCAUGUCAAAUUACUCUUCCUCCUGAUAAUUACCUCGCAAAUUAUGCGAACACCAUUACUGGUAGGUUAAGGGAAGGGCACAUAGCAGAGCUCAAUGGAAUUAGGGUUAGGGCUUUUUUCAGGUGGUGGUCGAUUACGGGGAUCAAGUCUAGUGGUGAUGAUCUGGUUUUUGAGGUGGGGAUGGUCACUGCUAAAUACCCAUCGAAGAAUUUCGUUGAGAGCCCUGAGUGUGAAGGCUCGGCAUCUUUGCAAUGAGUUUAAACUAAACAAUGCUUGGUUACUCUCUCUCACGCACCUUGUGGUUUAGGACUAAACAAGGAAGAUGACUAGUGCAGGAUGGUGGAGCGGUGUACUAUCUCUCGAAUAGCCUGUCUUGUGACAAGUAUCCUUUUAGUGCAUGAGCCAUGAAUGAAAAUAUGUAAGAACUCUCUGAUUUUAGUUUAGGUUUAUACAUCCCCAAAUGUAAUUAAGCGACUACCUUAUUUUCUGUUAUUUUCGUUUUUAAGUCAAAAUAAGGCUGUCACGUGUAGUGUACAAUGUCUGACUUUAUGAUAUUAUAUACUGGCUUUUAGUGUAAGAGAAGAGAUUGAGCUUGAUUAUUUAAAUAGCACAUAUUGAUA
Messenger RNA from Amborella trichopoda, 917 nucleotides. RefSeq names its product DUF538 family protein (Protein of unknown function, DUF538). Lineage: Eukaryota; Viridiplantae; Streptophyta; Magnoliopsida; Amborellales; Amborellaceae. The record is from RefSeq and is a predicted model, not a curated record.